Molecule: messenger RNA, 1713 nt
Organism: Penicillium taxi
Lineage: Eukaryota; Fungi; Ascomycota; Eurotiomycetes; Eurotiales; Aspergillaceae
Product: putative MYND domain protein
Exons: 1
Coding region: 1-1713 (570 amino acids)
Cellular component (GO): nucleus
Molecular function (GO): protein binding
Source: RefSeq, a predicted model, not a curated record
AUGAGUAAUAGUAGGUUUCCUCAAUUACUAGAGGAUCGGGAUCUCAAAACCACUGAGAUCUACAAUGACCCCCAUAACCCAAGUCUCUAUCUCGAUCGAGCACGCAUAUACGACAGCCUAGGCUUUUUCGACCUCGUUGCUGCAGACGCUUAUCGCGCACUUUCCCUCCUCGAGUCUGUUAUAGAGCCGGAUGCAUGUGAAUACCAUGCUAAGAAGAAGGUUCAUUCUGUUGCUGGCGACAAUGUGAAUCCUUCCCAUGUUGAAUGCGACAAGAACGAAGAUGACGAUGACGAUGACGAUGAAGAUGAAGAUGAUGGAACGGUACCUGUGACAAAAGAAGAAUACGAUGCCCUUAUUAUGAAUGUCUAUACCAUGCUUGUGCGCGGUUUAUACCAAGCUCACUGUUAUCGCGAUGCAUAUGAGUUCGGUAUGCGCGGUCUCAAGGUCUUACGCGAGUAUGCGCCAGAAUCCGAAGAGACGACCACGGCCAAAAAACUCCUCGAUAAGGAGAUGGACCCAUUGCGAGAGAUCUACACAAAAUUAAGUAAAAGCGAAACACCACUAGAAUCCAUGGAUCCUACCUUGUUUCCAGCUCAAGGAAGAGCCCGCCGCAUCGUCUAUCCCUGGAACGAACAUGAACCAGACCGUAGUUCUCCCGAGGAACUGAACUACCUGAACGAGAGAUUGUCUGAGAUCGCGCCCAAGUGUGAGGUUCGCGUUACAUACCUGCCUAGGUUGUACCAGGGCUUCGACUCUACCUCUGUGCAGCUAGGUCUGUACGCUAAGGAAGAUAUCGCUCCCAAUGAGAUCAUCUUGCGUGAAACUUCACUUCUCACUGCUACCAAUCGCCUCCAUGAUGACCUGUGCGACGCGUGCCAUGCCCCUCUGCCUGAUCUAUCCGCUGCUGAGCCCCCUGUCAGAUGUGAGGGCGACUGCGACGAUACCAUCUUCUGCAGUCAGAAAUGCCACGAUAAUGCGCAAGAGGUGUAUCACGGUGCGACCUGUGGUCUUGAAGAGGGGCUCGAUUCUAUUGGGAAGGAUAUUCCAGACCCUAAGGAUAAAGCAGAUUAUCUAUACCUGCUUCUACUCGGACGCGCACUGGCCAUGUCCGCUACACAGGAUGUACAUGUGCUGGACCUGCCCGAGGUGAAGUAUAUCUGGGGAGACUUUCGACCCUUUGAUAUUGAAACCGCUUCUGAAAAGGAUCAGCCCGCCAAUUUCUUGCCUUUCUCCUUCCAGCUGAAUAUCAUGCAGCCUAUGCGAAUUCUGGACGAGAUGGAAAUAGAUCCAUACACCUCCCUCCACCUAUACGAUACCUGGGUCUUGAAUACGCUGUAUGCUAAAUUCCGCGGAACUGCUUCUGGUCGUCUGUCUACUUGGGACGGCGGUCCUGAACUGUGCGCUGUGCACCCGCUCUGGUGUCUUGCAAAUCACUCUUGCGAUCCUAAUGUCUGUUGGGAGUGGGGUAGUGAGAUUACCUUCCGGGCUCGUUCGAAUGAAGAGACUGCUGUUUGGGUCAGAAAGGACGAGGCUGGAGUCCCGGAAAUGGUUGAUCCAAAGCCCGGGGGUAUUAAGAAGGAUGAGGAGAUCAUGAAUCAUUACUGUGAUAUUGGACUGCCGGUGAACGAGCGGAGAGAGUGGGCUUCUGGUGCUUUGGGAGGAGGAUGUACGUGCAAGAGGUGUAUGUGGGAAAUGAAGGCUGUGUCUACGUGA